This is a messenger RNA of Penicillium lagena, 1290 nucleotides long. RefSeq lists its product as uncharacterized. The record is from RefSeq and is a predicted model, not a curated record. The transcript has a single exon. The coding region runs from base 1 to 1290 and encodes 429 amino acids. NCBI's taxonomy places the organism in Eukaryota, Fungi, Ascomycota, Eurotiomycetes, Eurotiales, Aspergillaceae.
AUGCCAUUUUCUGCGGAUCGCAACAAGACCGAGCUUAAGCUCGUCGUCGCAGCGCCUCCGGGAUGGAAGUUCGCCGCUGGCGACACUAUCAUCGGCUACUUGGUUCGCCCUGAGCCGAUCAUCACACCCGAAGCUACAGUUUCGUUAGCACUGAUGAGUUCUAUGAGGACCCAUAUCGAAGAAAGUGCCAGCAGGAAUGCCAGCAGCAAUAGAAACAGAAACAACCACAACUACAACGGCAACAAUCACGCCGAAUGGCAUCUUCUAAAUCCCAGACCGAUUACUCUCUUCUCCGGACCCUUGCAUGUUCCCAAAGGAAGCGACGAGGCGGCUACUUGGCCAUUUUCUAUUCAGAUUCCCACAAAACCUCAAGAAUCAGUGAGAUCGGGACAUCGCCAGGAGUCCAGCUUUAUUCCGCUAGAUAGGAACCACCCCGCUCACCAUAUCUUACCUGGCUCCUUCUCCACUGGAGGCGAGAGUAAAGAUGGAUUCUCUGAGUGCUGUAUCGAGUAUUAUCUCGAAGCGAAAUUGCGAUAUACUCGCGGCAGCGCGUGGCAGAGUUUUACUACGACCCAUCCUAUCACCAUAAGACACCAUGUACAGGAGACAAGUCUGCUGUAUAGUCUGCAGCAGCAGAUAAUGAAAAGCAAGAUCCGGACUCCGCGGUUGAUUCCGGGUAUGGAGAGUGCAGGCUUGUCGCUGAAACAGAAGAUGCUAAGAUUCUUCGGCUCGUCGAGGAUACCUGAAUUUUCUUGCAAGCUCGAGCUCUCCUUUCCUCGCGCCAUCCAACUUGGCGGUCCAUUGCCUAUUCCGUUGGCACUGAAUAUCACACCUGUUGAUGAGAAAACUAGCGAGUGUAUCAGAGGAGUGACGAGACAGGUCCGGGUCGAUUGGAUCAAGAUGAUGAUCUGCAAUAAAAGCGCCGUGCUUGUGCCGAGCAGGUAUACAAGCGCCCAGUAUGCAAGUACUCACUACCGCGAGGAGUAUUCGUCUACUAUCAGCCUGAGACUGGAAAGUAUUUUUGAAAAGCUUGAGUCUCCGUGCGUGAUCUCUACAGGAGAGGAUAGCCAACCUAUCAAUUUCGGACACAUGUUCCAGCUUGUUCUUCAUCCACACGGUUUGACUUAUGGGAAAGAAUUGAUCCAGCGAGUGCCGCUGAUUUAUCCUGAUUUUACGACUUACGCCGUCAAGCAUAGCCAUGUGGUGACGUGGAUGGUUUGCCUGACUGUGGCGGGAGAGAUGCAAACAGUGGAGACCAGUGCAGAGCUGAAAUUAGUAGCUGAUUCCUGA